UUAAGGGUGGUUCGGGCGCGGGUUUGCGCCGGCGGAAGACCGCGAGCCAUGGAGACUGCUCGGGACUACGCUGGAGCCCUGCUCAGGCCCUUGACCUUUGUGGGUGCCCAGACCAGAAAGGUCCUGUUCACACCGCUCAUGCAGCCCCCGCGGCCCUUCCGCGUCUCCAACUCCGACCGCAGCAGCCGCCGAGGGGUGAUGGCCUGCAGCCUGCAGGAGCUCCUCACCAAGGCCCUGGAUGCGCUGGUCAUCACGGCAGGGCUGGUCACGCUAGUGCUAGAGGAGGAUGGCACCGUGGUGGACACAGAAGAAUUCUUCCAGACCCUGGAUGACAACACACACUUCAUGGUCCUGGAGGACGGGCAGAGGUGGACGCCGGCCAGCAAGUAUGUGCCGGUCCGGCAGCCACAGCGCUCGGGCAUCGCCAGAGUCACCCUGGACCUGUACAGGCUGCACCCCAAGGACUUCCUGGGCUGCCUCAAUAUCAAGGCCACCCUGUACGAGAUGUACUCUGUGUCUUACGACAUCCGCUGCACAAGCGUCAAGGCCAUCCUGAGGAGCCUGCUGCGCCUGCUGUCCUACGCUGCUCAGGUGACCGGCCAGCUGCUCCUCUACUCCGGCUCCUACGUGCUACGCUUGCUGGAUGACACAGAGGAGCCUCCGUCCCCCAAGUCGCAGACGGGGGGCUGGUUCCGGUUCAUGCACAGAUAGGGCGUGGCGCCUCCGGGUGGCCCUGCUGGGGACAGGCUGGGUUGGUGCCACCCUCUGUCGUGCUGGCUCAAUAAAGCACCCAAGCACCCUC
Messenger RNA from Octodon degus (degu), 802 nucleotides. RefSeq names its product cell death-inducing DFFA-like effector a (gene Cidea). NCBI's taxonomy places the organism in Eukaryota, Metazoa, Chordata, Mammalia, Rodentia, Octodontidae. The transcript has 5 exons. Gene Ontology annotation, biological process: apoptotic process; lipid storage; regulation of apoptotic process. Gene Ontology annotation, cellular component: lipid droplet. Bases 49 to 711 code for a protein of 220 amino acids. The record is from RefSeq and is a predicted model, not a curated record.